GAGUUCCCCAGGCCCUCCGCUCAGGCCCGGACUUGGGGCCUUUUCUUGUGUCUCGGUUGUAAAGGCAUGCCAGCUACAGCAUUCAAGAGGGCCGUUCUUUAACAAAGGGAAGGAGAUAAAUGUAAAUAAGCUCACAUUUUCAGAAGGAGCAGUUUGCUGUAAGAAGCUUCAGCAGCCAGAGUCUGCUACUUUGGGCUGGGAUAAACUUUCCCUGUAAAAAAUAGUAAUAGAUCAAAAUAUGCACUUCUAAAGUGCGAGUUUCCCGUUUACAUGUUUAUUACCUAAUUGUCUACAGGCAUGAGCACACUCUGUCAUCUAGCACACUCUUUCUUGGGGAAUACUGGUCUCUGGAGGAGUGUGAAAAUCAAUUCUCCUUAAUGUUAAGCAUCCAUUGGAGGAAAUCUCUAACCAUAGUACCUCCAGAAAGUUCAUUGAUCAACCAAGUCUUGGAUAAAAUUAGUGCCAGAAUUUGGUUUGAACUAAUGUGGAGGAAAACAUUUCUUACCAGCCUUUAGUCUCAGAGUGCUGAACCCUGCAGUCUGCAGGCCUCCUGAAUAAAAGUCCAUGGGUGACAGAAGAUUCAUUGACUUCCAAUUCCAAGAUUUAAAUUCAAACCUCAGACCCAGGUUGGGCAAUGCUACUGCCAAUAAUACUUGCAUUGUUGAUGAUUCCUUCAAGUAUAAUCUGAAUGGUGCUGUCUACAGUGUUGUAUUCAUCCUGGGUUUGAUAACCAACAGUGCAUCUCUGUUCGUCUUCUGCUUCCGCAUGAAAAUGAGAAGUGAGACAGCUAUUUUCAUCACCAAUCUGGCCCUCUCUGAUUUGCUCUUUGUCUGCACUCUACCUUUCAAAAUAUUUUACAAUUUCAACCGCCACUGGCCUUUUGGUGAUACCCUCUGCAAGAUCUCUGGGACUGCAUUCCUAACCAACAUCUAUGGGAGCAUGCUCUUCCUUACCUGUAUUAGCGUGGAUCGUUUCCUGGCCAUUGUCUAUCCCUUCCGAUCCCGUACCAUUAGGACCAGGAGGAAUUCUGCCAUUGUAUGUGCUGGAGUCUGGAUCCUAGUCCUCAGUGGUGGUAUUUCAGCCUCUUUAUUCUCCACCACUAAUGUCAACAAUGCAACCACCACCUGCUUUGAGGGCUUCUCCAAACGUGUAUGGAAGACAUAUCUGUCCAAGAUAACCAUAUUUAUUGAAGUUGUUGGUUUUAUCAUUCCUUUGAUACUGAAUGUCUCUUGCUCUUCUGUGGUGCUAAAAACCCUCCGUAAGCCUGCUACAUUGUCUCAAAUUGGGACUAAUAAGAAAAAAGUGCUGAAGAUGAUCACAGUGCAUAUGGCAGUCUUUGUGGUAUGCUUUGUACCCUAUAACUCUGUUCUCUUCCUGUAUGCCUUGGUGCGCUCCCAAGCCAUUACCAAUUGCUUGUUGGAAAGAUUUGCAAAGAUUAUGUAUCCAAUCACCUUGUGCCUUGCAACUCUAAACUGUUGCUUUGACCCUUUCAUCUAUUACUUCACCCUUGAGUCCUUUCAGAAGUCCUUCUAUAUCAAUACCCAUAUCAAGAUGGAAUCUCUGUUUAAGACUGAAACACCUCUGACCACAAAGCCUUCCCUUCCAGCUAUUCAAGAGGAAGCUAGUGAUCAAACAACACAUAAUGGUGGUGAAUUAAUGCUAGAAUCCACCUUCUAGGUACAAGAAGUCUCUUUAGGUCCAGAUAUAGUUUCUUCUAUGAUUUUCCUAUGCUUUGAAUAAAAAAUUUGAAGCUAAUGAUAUUGAGAAUAGAUUAAUGUACUGAAUAUAGUCAGAUACAUUUAUUUGAAUGUUUAUUGUAAUACAUAUAUUGUUUUGUUCGAUAAUUAUAGGUCACAUCUAAUUACAACAGCCAGAAGGAAUUGCCAAACUCUUCUUCUGGGUUGGAAAUUCAUUGUACCACAUUAUAUAAGUCAACAGUAGCCUUGACUUCAGUGAUAUAGAGGUUACUUAAAAACUUUGAAAAAAUAUAUUUCCAUUCCAAUAUUUGGUAAUUAGUUUGGGCCUAUAAAUAUAGAACAAAUUCAGGUAUUUUUUUUAAACAACCUUUUGUGUUACUACUGAUAUAUACUAGUCUUUUUUUGCUUUUUGAAUUGUCAUUGAGUUUAUUUUAGUACAAGAACAUACUUUAGUUUAACAUUAUUAAUAAAAAAGUAUCAAAUUUAAAAAAGUUAGUAAAAUGUAUUGUAUAUAUUUUAAAAGCAGAAACAUAAAUUGUGUUUGUAUGAAUAUUGCUGGGAAGAAAUGGAAAAUUUCUGGAUUUAUAUAUUUGCAGUUACCAGCAGUGUCAGCUUUUAAAAACUUUUCCUUUUUUAUCCUAUAUUAAAUUUCUUAUAUGAAAUGUCAAAUCCAUAAAGCUGCUAAAUAUGUGCCCAAAACAGGGCAAAAUGGAAAAUCACAUAAAACAACAAAUGUUCAUAAAAAACUAAGAGAAAUCAACAUUUUCUUUAAGAAUUUUCAAUUAUUUUUCUUUUGGGAGACUAAUUUUUAUAAAUAUUCCAUAUGUGAAAUUUUGAAGCACAGUACAACAAAGCUUCUGCAUUUGUGCCCAGGUCAGAAGCAAAUUGAAAAAAAAAAAAAGGGACAAAAGUAUAACAAAAAUAUAAUAAUAAAACAAAAAACUUUCUUAAAACUUGCAUCAAUCAUUUUUUGAGGGAGGGAGCAGAGAUCUGUAAAUUACUUAUGCUUUCAUAUUAAUUUUGGAGCACAAUGUAGCCGGAGAGCUGCUGAAUUUGUGCCCAGGUUGGGAGCAUAUUGAAAAAAAAAUACAUAAACCAAACUAAACCAAUGCAAAUAAACACACAAAAUGAAAACCUAUAAAACAAUAAAAACCACAAAAAUAUUCCUAACGCUUGCAUUAAUAUUUUAUUUAUUAUUUGAGUAUAUGUAAAUUUUAAAUUACUGUAUUAUUUGUAUAAAAUUUUAGAGUACAAGUAGAAAUCCAGUACAUUUGUGCCCAAGUCAGGACCUAAUUGGAAAAAAAUAAAAGCAAAAUAACUCCUUAGAAAACAAUAACAACAACAACACACACACACACACACACACACACACACACACACAAAACUUAGAACUUUUCUUUUCUGAGCAUUUUUAAGACUUAAAAGAUACUAUAACUUUCUUAAGAUGCUUUGAAUUAAAAUGCAACUAGGAAGUUACUAAACUGGCAUCUACUUCAGGAGCAAUUAAAAUCAAUAUUUAAAAGUAUAUACAAGGAAACUUUUUGUAACUAAUUUAAACAACAAAAGCAGCAAAAACAUCUUUAGAAUCUCUUACCAUUUAUUGAAUGAAGUAUAGAUUUAAGAAUAUUAAAACCUUCAAACUUCUGAGCAUGGUAUAGCUUGAAAGAUUUAUGCUCAGGUAAGAAGUAGUGAAAAUAAAUAUCCUGCAUACAUACUACACACAAAUACACACAUAAUUAAAGCACUGCAAAAUAAAACCAAAAUAUUCUUAAAGUAUGUUUUAAUCAAUUUUUAAAAUUAUUUAGAAAUGUGAUAAUUUUAAAAUGCUAAGACUUCUUAAGUAAAAAUUUCAGAAACAACACAUUUUGUAAAUUGCUGAACUUGCACCAGGGAGUGAUUUAAAAAAGAUUAAAAACCAUAAAAUAUUGGCAAAAAAUUAAAAGUUUUAAAGCAAUAAGCUAAUUGUUAAAACUCUUAUUAACCUUUGUCUUUCAGAUAUGUGAAGUUACUCAGUCGUGUCUGACUCUUUGUGAUCCCAUGGACUGUAGCCCACCAGGCUCCUCCAUCCAUGGAAUUUUCUAGGCAAGAAUACUGGAGUGGGUUGCCAUUUCCUUCUGCAGGGGAU
Messenger RNA from Bubalus bubalis (water buffalo), 3822 nucleotides. RefSeq names its product lysophosphatidic acid receptor 4 (gene LPAR4). The record is from RefSeq and is a predicted model, not a curated record. The transcript is spliced from 4 exons. The coding region runs from base 565 to 1677 and encodes 370 amino acids. Gene Ontology annotation, biological process: positive regulation of Rho protein signal transduction; phospholipase C-activating G protein-coupled receptor signaling pathway. Gene Ontology annotation, cellular component: membrane. Lineage: Eukaryota; Metazoa; Chordata; Mammalia; Artiodactyla; Bovidae. Gene Ontology annotation, molecular function: lysophosphatidic acid receptor activity.